Anopheles maculipalpis is the source of this 1176-nucleotide messenger RNA. It is a transcript of the gene Smyd5, whose product is annotated as histone-lysine N-trimethyltransferase SMYD5. The record is from RefSeq and is a predicted model, not a curated record. The transcript has 2 exons. Bases 1 to 1176 code for a protein of 391 amino acids. NCBI's taxonomy places the organism in Eukaryota, Metazoa, Arthropoda, Insecta, Diptera, Culicidae. Gene Ontology annotation, molecular function: protein binding.
AUGGCAAAAGUAAUUAUUAAAUCAACCGCUGAGAAAGGUCGUGGCCUGUACGCCACUGAACUUAUCCCUGCCGGAACGACCAUAUUUGAAGAGAAGCCUCUCGUAUCGUGCCAAUACUCGUGGAACGCUGCGUACGGUUAUUUAGCGUGUGAGUACUGUCUCCGUCCACUGGAAACGGCCGAACGAAACGUACAGCGGCUGACAAAUGAUCCGAAUGUAAUGUUACCACGGGCAGAAUGUUGUCCAGUGGAGGCAAAUCUCGUCAAUCAUACCAAGUGCUCCCAGUGUGGAGUUUUGUACUGCAGCAACGAAUGUCUCGGCGAGGCUCAAACUCGAUACCAUGCGGCAAUUUGCUUGGGAGCUGAGGUGCACAACGAACAGCAUCCGGUAAAUGUUUUGGUGGACUUUUGGAAGAAGAUGCACUAUCCACCGGAAACGUGUGGCAUCAUGUUGUUCGUGAAGAUUGUUGGGCUAUUUCGGCAGACCGAAGAUCUACAAGCACUUCAAGCGCAGCUGCAAGAUUUCGUGCACAAAUCGGUGAACGAAGAUCUUCUCAUAUUUCAUAAAAUGCUUGGCGAAAAGUUUACAAUGCAAAUCGAUCAGUUAUAUCAACUGUUUCGCAACGCUUUCAACCUAGAUGCGGAUGAACGGCUUAGCUGCUGGCUAACUCGCGAUGGUUUCAAAAGCCUUAUUGCGCUGGUGGGAACGAACGGGCAAGGUAUAGGUACAAGCUCAUUCGGCGAUUGGGUAAAGAACGUUGGGAUCUGCCAGAUGGAUGAUAAAGAGCGUCAGGCAGUAGAUGAACUGAUCGAUGAUUUAUACAGCAAAAUGGAUGACGUCGUCGGUACGUUCCUCAACAAUGAAGGUUCAGCACUGUACACUAUGCAGAGCAAAAUUAAUCACAGCUGUGCACCGAACGCCGAAACUGUGUUUCCCAACUCAAACCACAUACUGGCGUUGAGGGCGACGAAAGAUAUACAGCCCGGAGAAGAAAUUUGCAUUUCCUACCUUGACGAGUGUAACGCCCAGCGUUCCCGACAUACCCGGCAGAAGGUUCUGAAAGAGUAUUAUAUUUUCGUCUGCCAGUGCGAAAAAUGCGAAAGUCAAAUCACUGAUCCGGACGAAACAUCCGAGGACGAGGAAGAUGACGAGGAUGAUAUGGAUGAUUCUGACUAA